AUGCUUUGUGGUAUGCGAGUUAAGGAAUUCUGGGCUGCUGUCAACGCAGCGCUGCCUCGAGCAUUGAAAGGUUCUCGCUACGAAGAUUGGCUUGCGUCUUUGCGCGAUCAGGUCAGCCAACAAGGAUCACAACACCCCUGUUGGUCGGUCAUGCACUACAUUGAUCAGGGCCCAGAUCUUCUGGGAAGUCCCGCGCCGCCAUUGAAUUUGCUGGCAGGUAACUCGGAAGAAUCUGUGGAGGAUUUGCAAGAUGCUGUGACUUCUAAUGUACAUUACUUGUUAAGAGUCGGCUUUUUGGGAGAGGGUGAGAGAAGAUUGGAGUCAACCGAUUGCUUUGCACGGGGUAAUGCUUUGUCAAAUUUGACUACCUCAUUGAUACGGGCGCAUUAG
Penicillium longicatenatum is the source of this 390-nucleotide messenger RNA. Its product is annotated as acetyl-CoA synthetase-like protein. The record is from RefSeq and is a predicted model, not a curated record. NCBI's taxonomy places the organism in Eukaryota, Fungi, Ascomycota, Eurotiomycetes, Eurotiales, Aspergillaceae. Bases 1 to 390 code for a protein of 129 amino acids. The transcript has a single exon.